Messenger RNA from Drosophila albomicans, 1101 nucleotides. Its product is annotated as procathepsin L-like. Bases 11 to 790 code for a protein of 259 amino acids. NCBI's taxonomy places the organism in Eukaryota, Metazoa, Arthropoda, Insecta, Diptera, Drosophilidae. Gene Ontology annotation, molecular function: cysteine-type endopeptidase activity. Gene Ontology annotation, cellular component: lysosome. The transcript has a single exon. Gene Ontology annotation, biological process: immune response. The record is from RefSeq and is a predicted model, not a curated record.
GACUUACAAGAUGGGUGUAAAUAAAUUCACUGACUUGACUCCAGAGGAAUUUAAAAGGCUUAUGCUCCCAAGCCUUAAUACAAAUCAUUCACUGGAAGGUAUCGACUAUAUUUACAAUCCCUCUUCCAAGAAGAACCUUCCAAGUGAAGUUGAUUGGCGUGUUAAGGGUGCUGUUAACCCAGUUAAAGAUCAAGGCCAAUGCGGCUCCUGUUGGGCUUUCUCUGCCGUAGGCUCUCUGGAAAGUCAGUACUUUAUACACAAAGGAAUAAGUGUAUCUCUGUCUGAGCAAAAUCUGAUGGACUGCUCAAGUGACGAUCCCUACGACAACGACGGUUGUGAUGGCGGUUUGCCGAUUGAAGCAUUGAAUUAUGUUAAGGACAAUGGUGGAAUAGAUACAGAAAGUUCUUAUCCGUAUGAAGAAACAGAUGACGAUUGCAGUUAUGAUGAGAACGACGUCGGAGCACAAAUCUCGGGAGUUUCACAAAUUGAAAGUGGAAAUGAAGACGCAUUGGCAGACGCCGUUGCCAAUAAGGGACCCAUCUCGGUGUGUGUCGAUGCCUCCUUCUUCCAAAAUUAUGAAGGUGGCGUCUUAAAUGAACCAUCGUGCACUCAAGAUACAAACCAUGCUGUAGUUAUUAUUGGCUAUGGCACUGAUCCAGACGAUGGAGAUUAUUGGUUGGUGAGGAACUCUUGGGGCGAGGAUUGGGGUGAAGACGGAUACAUUCGAAUGGCUCGCAAUUGUGACAAUCAAUGCGGUAUUGCCAAUUCAGCCAUUUAUCCAAUAGUUUAAAGAACACUAUAUUAUUAUAUUCACUUAUUUGUAAAUAAAUUAUAUAAUUUAACAUUUCCAGCACUCUGUAUUGUAAUUUUGCAUUAAAACUUCGGCUUCCAAUAUGUUCAAAACGAGAGUAUUAAGAGAGAUUUACUCCUUUGAAAGCAAUAAUGAAUACAAUUACACUAGCUAAUCGACAAUUCGUUCUAACGUAUGUUAAUUUUGCCAAUAAUUUUAGUUUUAGUCACUCAGAUAGUUAAUUGAGGGAGAAUCAAUUUAAUUUACGAGAAUCAAAUCAUUUUGAAUGUAUGUAUAUUGAACGUUAUCUA